This is a messenger RNA of Actinia tenebrosa (Australian red waratah sea anemone), 614 nucleotides long. RefSeq lists its product as uncharacterized. The record is from RefSeq and is a predicted model, not a curated record. Lineage: Eukaryota; Metazoa; Cnidaria; Anthozoa; Actiniaria; Actiniidae.
UUGCAUGGUAGAAAAGGUCCACCAGUGUUAUGUAAGUCUCUCUAAGAGUGAAAUACGAGGAAUUGUAGUCCCUCUAGUAAAAGAAGAACGCUUUUGUGACAAUGCUGGAAUCAGUGACCCUUAUCUUCACCCCCAAAAACAUCGAGUGCCGUGUUCUUCGACCUACUUCCAGAAAGCUUAUGGAUGUUAUAAWGAGACAUUGGUUCUGUGGCGAACAAACAAGACUGACAAUAGGCUCUGCAGCGUUUAUUCAGAUGCCAUCAAGUGCGAGAAGUCCCUCAUAGAUGCAGAAUGUUGGUACACUGGUGUAACCAAAGAACUGAUGGAGUUGAAUUACGAUGGCUGGAAUCCAUUCUGCGCACCACUUCAAUCACCAGUCCCAAUUCUUAACAAGAAAAAUGCUGCACCGGAUAACUUAAUUAUUCAYGAUGGUUUGACGUUAAUCUUGUCUCUGUUGACCUCCAUAGCAGCGGCUCGGUACUCGGUCUAGUUAAUAACUUAAUCACGAUACUUUAAUACUUAUAACGCGCAUAUUUCAUAUGUAUAUACCUACUUGCAAGAACGUUGUCAUACGAAAAUAGAACAUUAGUGAUUUAGUGGGAUAGGAAUUAUAU